AUGGCGUGCGAUACUACGGCCAAAAUAAAUGGCAAAGUGGUUGUGGUGACUGGUGGAAGUUCAGGGAUGGGCUUUGAAGCUGCUAAGAAUCUAGCAAGCCGAGGUGCAAGAGUCAUUAUAGUCAGCAGAAACGAAACCAAACUCAAAGCAGCUCAAGAUCAAAUCAUAGAGGCAACCGGUAACCAAAAUGUUGCAUACAAAACUGUAGACUUAGGUUCUCUUACAUCAGUGAGGAACUUAGCAAAUGAAUUGAAUAAUGAAGCUCAAAUAAAUGUGUUGAUUAACAACGCAGGAGCAGCAGGACUUCCAGACAUAUUGACCUCUGAUAACUUGAAUCUUAAUAUGCAAGUAAAUUACUUUGGAACUUUCUUGCUUACCUUUCUGUUGGUGCCUAAGUUAAAAGCAUCAGCUCCGAGUAGAAUUAUAAAUGGUAUUGGAGGAGCAAUGUAUUUUGGUGAAAUAAAUUUUGAUCACUGGAAUGACAUUGGACGAUAUAACACACUAACAGCGUUAGGAUCUUCUGAAUUGGCAAUUAAUUUGUUUAAUACGGAGCUGGAUAUAAGGUUGAAGCAUAAUGGAGUAACCGCUAAUGCUUAUGAUCCAUAUGUGGUACGAGACACUGGUAUUCUGGAUAAUCUUCCGAGGAUUGUUAAGACGAUUUCAAGAUUCUUUAUAAACAGAAUUGGACAGAGCAAGGAAGAAGCUGGUCGUGAAAUAGCAUAUUUAGCGGCUGCGCCGGAGUUGGAAAGUGCCAGUGGAAAUUUGUACAAAUUCUGUCGUGAGCACAAAAAUCAUUGGUUGGUCAAUGAUAAAGAGUUGACGAAACGUUUGUGGGAAGAGUCGAAGAAGGCUGUGAAGAUACAAGAGAAUGAAGACUGGGAAGUCAGUGAUAAUGUCUAA
This is a messenger RNA of Spodoptera exigua (beet armyworm), 900 nucleotides long. The record is from the annotation of a GenBank genome assembly. Lineage: Eukaryota; Metazoa; Arthropoda; Insecta; Lepidoptera; Noctuidae.